This is a messenger RNA of Lasiodiplodia theobromae, 696 nucleotides long. RefSeq lists its product as uncharacterized. The transcript has 4 exons. The record is from RefSeq and is a predicted model, not a curated record. NCBI's taxonomy places the organism in Eukaryota, Fungi, Ascomycota, Dothideomycetes, Botryosphaeriales, Botryosphaeriaceae. Bases 1 to 696 code for a protein of 231 amino acids.
AUGGAGCACCUACCAGUAACGAACAAAGCGGCUGGAGAGCCGCUCACGAUGAAGAGCCAUGUGCUUGAGACUGGCGCUACGUUGACGCAGGACUUCCGGCCAGUCAAGAACAUCUGCGCGCAUUUGAACGCGUUCCACGUCUACGCGAACGAUACGAGCCGGUUCGUCGAGGCGAACCACUACUGUAGUCACCUGAACGAAGAUGUCCGACAGUGCAUCCUAUACGACAGCCCCGAACCGAACGCGCGUCUCAUCGGCAUCGAGUACAUGAUCACGCCGAAGCUCUACGGGACGCUUCCGCCCGAGGAGCGCCGCUACUGGCACUCGCACGUCUUCGAGGUCAAGUCUGGGAUGUUGAUCAUGCCGCAGCCGUCAGUCGUGGUGCCAGAGGCGGCGUGGGAGAAGGCCGAGAGCAAGGAGAUGGAAGACGUGGUCGAGCUGUACGGCAAAGUGUUCCACCUGUGGCAGACGGACCGCGGCGACAAGAUCCCGCUGGGCGAGCCGCAGCUGAUGACCAGCUUCACGGCGGAGGGCCAGUUCGACUUUGCAAAGAAUGUGGGCGAUCGCGACAGGAGGUUUGGCAGCGACUACAAGAAGAAGCAGGAGGCUAGGAGCUACAUUAAAGAGCCCGAGCUGCAUCCAGAUGCCGACUGGGCGUGGAAGAAGGAGGCGGGUGCGAGUGCGGGAUCGACGUAA